UCAGUGCCAGGCGGGAGGCGGCAGCGGUUGGAGGCUUCGCGGGGCUUUGCAGCUGGGACUUCGGCGGCGGCGCCUCGGGCACCCGGGCUCUGACACCAUGCGGCGAGUGGUGCGGCAGAGCAAGUUCCGGCACGUCUUUGGACAGGCAGUGAAGAAUGACCAGUGCUAUGACGACAUCCGUGUCUCCCGAGUCACCUGGGACAGUUCCUUUUGUGCUGUCAACCCCAGAUUCGUGGCCAUCAUCAUAGAAGCGAGCGGGGGAGGGGCCUUUUUGGUGCUCCCUCUGCACAAGACAGGACGAAUUGACAAAUCCUACCCUACAGUGUGUGGCCACACAGGACCAGUGCUGGACAUAGACUGGUGUCCACAUAAUGAUCAGGUCAUUGCCAGCGGAUCAGAGGACUGCACUGUUAUGGUUUGGCAGAUCCCAGAAAAUGGACUGACCCUUUCCCUGACUGAACCUGUGGUGAUUUUAGAAGGUCACUCAAAAAGAGUUGGCAUCGUGGCCUGGCACCCGACAGCCCGCAAUGUGCUUCUCAGUGCAGGCUGUGACAAUGCCAUUAUCAUCUGGAACGUGGGGACAGGGGAAGCCCUCAUCAACCUGGACGAUAUGCAUUCAGACAUGAUUUACAACGUCAGCUGGAGCCGAAACGGUAGUCUCAUCUGCACAGCGUCCAAAGACAAGAAAGUGAGGGUCAUCGACCCGAGGAAGCAGGAGAUCGUGGCAGAGAAGGAGAAGGCACACGAAGGAGCCAGGCCUAUGCGUGCCAUCUUCCUGGCUGACGGCAAUGUCUUCACUACUGGCUUUAGCCGCAUGAGCGAGCGGCAGUUGGCACUCUGGAACCCAAAAAAUAUGCAGGAACCAAUUGCCCUCCAUGAAAUGGACACUAGCAAUGGGGUGCUGCUCCCCUUCUAUGACCCGGACACCAGCAUCAUUUACUUGUGUGGGAAGGGUGACAGCAGUAUCCGCUAUUUUGAGAUCACGGACGAAUCCCCGUAUGUCCACUACCUCAACACGUUCAGCAGCAAGGAGCCGCAGCGGGGGAUGGGCUACAUGCCCAAGCGGGGACUCGAUGUCAACAAGUGUGAGAUUGCCAGAUUCUUCAAGCUUCAUGAGAGAAAGUGUGAACCCAUUAUCAUGACUGUCCCCCGGAAGUCUGACCUCUUCCAAGACGACCUGUACCCUGACACGGCAGGCCCGGAUGCUGCACUUGAGGCCGAGGAGUGGUUUGAGGGGAAGGACGCAGACCCUGUCCUCAUCUCCCUCAAGCACGGCUACAUUCCAGGCAAGAACAGGGACCUCAAGGUGGUCAGGAAGAACAUUCUGGACAGCAAGCCGGCUGCAAACAAGAAGACAGAUCUUAUCUGUGCCUCCAAGAAGACCACAGACACGGCCGGUGUGCAAAACGAAGCCAAGUUGGAUGAGAUUCUGAAAGAGAUCAAGUCCAUAAAGGACACAAUCUGCAGUCAAGACGAGCGAAUUUCAAAGUUGGAGCAGCAGCUGGCGAAGAUGGCGGCCUGAGGCCCAGCACCUCCACAGACGCCGCUGCUCGUGCGUGCUCCACGGAGGGCACACAGCCAUUUCAGAUCUGUCAGCCAGCGAUAGGCCACCUUCCAGUAAGAACUCGAUUCCUCUCCCAAAUUCACGAAAACAUGAGAGCUGAGCUUUUUACGGGGCGCUUCUGAUGUUUGACGGGUCUGGCGACCUGUUGAGCUGCACUACAUUUGAAAUGCCAGAUACUCUGAAUUUUAGCAAACAAGCCCCUGACCCAGUGUCCUCCCCAUACACCUCCUGACGACCGGCGAUGCCACCUCUGCUCCGUCUCUUCCUUCUUAAUGUUGCCAAAACCGGAAGUAGCUUUUUUUUUUCCUUUGUAUUUUGCUACUUUGCAGUAUUUGUGUGGUUUUUUUUUUUUUUUUUUCCUCCUCAAUUUGAAAGGGACAGCACUGUGUAUGUUUAUAAACUAAAUGAAGAUGAGAUGAUUAUUUUAUAUAAACACGAGAACAAUCAGCACAGCCGCGCAGGGCUGGUUCACUCACAGCACAAACCUGGGCGUCUGACGACCGUCCAGCAGGAAGACUUGAGAAAUCAUGUGUACCCACACACUGCCCCGUUCCCUCGAGUCUUCGACCAAAAGCUCUUGUCCUGUCUCUCCUUGCUCGCUCGUUCCCAGAAGUUGGGUGGUUGCACAGAUGGAAAUCAGCUCCUUGAUGCUGUGCCUCAGUGAUUAUAAUCUAACCCAAACUAGCUCUGUUUCUGCAGCUUUGUUCUCCGCAGAUGGUCGCCCCGUCGCUUCCAGCAAUGUGGCUCACUUCCGGGCUGUUUUGGACAAGGGUAGCCAAGGCGAGUGGAUACCCGUGUGUUGACGGUCCUUGUUCACUGAGGCAGCUUGCCUAGCUAGCCCUUGAGUGUAGUGUGGGGCUUGAACCCAGGUGCCGUGCACACAGCCUCUGCCCUAGACCCUCCAUUUCCCUCCCUCCUGUCUUCCCUCCUCACUUUGCUGCCUCCUGUCUCCAGUCCCCGAGGGCUCUUGAAUGUUGCAGCUGAGGGAAAGGUCCAGAACAAAAAGUACCUUCCUGGCCUCACGGUGCAUGGCUGCAAAAGCGGACGACCGGAUAGUGUCAGAGGGAUCACGGACGGCAAGCCUUGGCAUGUGUUCGCGCGGGUGCAGGCACAGUGCUGCCUGCCAGCAAAUGGACAGGUUAUCAGGACAGAGGCAUAGUGUGGCAGCAGCUGCUGAGAGGGUGUGGACUGACUGGGUACUGUUGUAAGAAAAGGUUCUCUCAGCCACCUAGACGGGGGUCGCUGGCACCGCAGCUUCAGGGCACCUGAGCCUUCACGGGUCUUUGUGUCUGGCUGGCGUUUUGAUGUUGGGUAAUGAGAUGGAGAGAAAAUGGCUGGAAUGACUCCUCUGUCUGUACGUGGUCUGUACGGGUGGUGUGCUGAGGACCUGUUUCAAGAUUCAUAAAUGUUCUGGGGUCAGUUGAAUUAAUUAAGUAAGCAGUUGUAGAGGCUGGCGAUGAAGCCAGGGGGGGGAUGAGGUUCAGGGGAAGGAGUGGUUGGCGUGUGUGCCAGGCUGAGCAGGCACCGGCACGCUGUGGGGGGCUGUUUCCCUGUUUUGUCUUAAAGCCGUGGCACCGGAGGACAGUGAGCUGCUCCUACACCCACUCUUAUAGAGUGGCCAUAGUGUUCUGUCAACACUCACUUCCGUUUUCAGAGAUAAAAGACAUUGAUUACAA
Arvicanthis niloticus (Nile rat) is the source of this 3240-nucleotide messenger RNA. Lineage: Eukaryota; Metazoa; Chordata; Mammalia; Rodentia; Muridae. The record is from RefSeq and is a predicted model, not a curated record.